AUGUGUAUUGACUAUCAACUUGUGAAAAAUUUCAUCCAGCUGUCUAGCUACCCGCUACCUCUCAUUGACGACUUUCGGUUUCGAGAAGGCACUCUGGUUCAUGAGCCUGGAUAUGGCCAGCGGUUUCUGGACAAUCAGGAUGACAGCGCCAAGUUGAUUUCGGCCUUCGUAUGUCCGUUUGGACAUUUUCAGUGGAUUAGGAUGCCAUUUGGUCUGAAAAACGCACCCCUGAUUUACCAGCAACUGCCUGUGGGGAUUUACCAGGAAGUUUUGGAUUACCUGAAUCUGGACCCCCAGGAUGAUGGACCUCCAGGAUGUGGUUCUCCAGGAUGCACCGGUUGUGAAGACGACCAAGUCUCUCGGUCGUUGCCGACCCUGGCGGACCAAAUGACAGUGUUCAAAAGAAACAUCCCUGCUCCAACCCAGAUGUCACCUGGCGCAGCUCUUAUAUCGAUGAUAUCGCACAUGGCGCACCAACUUGGGACUGACUUGGACGCUUUGCUCUAUAGACUACGGUAUUGGAAUAUUUCAGUAAGUCUGCCGAAGAGCGAGUUCGGGAAAUUAUCCAUUCCGUACCUGUCGCAUGAAAUUAGCGCUGUAGGGAUCAGGGCAACGCCGAAGAUCGCUAAGGGAUUCCAGGAUUUACCGUUCCCAACUACCCUGAAGAGAGUGCAAUCUUUCUUGGGUAGCCUGAAUUAUUAUCAUAAAUUCAUCGAAGACUAUCCUGUGGUUGCAGCCUCCCUGUAUGAGCUCUCGGAUGACCAAGGCGAGAUCUAUCCAGGGCAAAACGAAAUCCUGAAACACAAGAUCGUGUCGACCCCCGUAUUAAAACAUCCUGACAGGACCAAACCAUUCGUCAUCAUACCCCAUGCAAAUCAAUGGGCUGCUUGCGCGGUCCUGGGUCAAGAACAUGACGGUUUGAUCCAGCCAGUGCGUUUUACAGGGCGGGUUCUUCACGAUGCGGAAUUGAGGUAUCAUAUCGCAGAAAAGGAGGUCAUUGCCGUGCUGAGGGUACUACAGGUGUUCAGAACGCUCAUUCAGGGCUGUCCACUCACCGUGUAUCUGUUCUGA
Molecule: messenger RNA, 1071 nt
Organism: Phytophthora megakarya
Lineage: Eukaryota; Oomycota; Peronosporomycetes; Peronosporales; Peronosporaceae
Source: the annotation of a GenBank genome assembly